GGCGUGUGGACGGACGAGGAGGAUGCGCUGCUCGCGCUGUGGCAGGGCCGGGUGGGCAACAAGUGGAGCGAGGUGGCGCGGCACAUCCCCGGCAAGACGGGGCAGCAGUGUGCGCAGCGCUGGCGCCACCGCGUGAACCCCAACAUCUCCCGGGAGAAGUGGUCGGCCGAGGAGGAUGCCAGGCUGGCACUGCUGGUGGACAAGCACGGCAACAGCUGGGCCGAGAUCUCGCGGCGGCUGCCGGGG
This is a messenger RNA of Chlorella variabilis, 246 nucleotides long. RefSeq lists its product as hypothetical. The annotation marks the transcript as partial. The record is from RefSeq and is a predicted model, not a curated record. The transcript has a single exon. Gene Ontology annotation, molecular function: RNA polymerase II cis-regulatory region sequence-specific DNA binding; DNA-binding transcription factor activity, RNA polymerase II-specific. Gene Ontology annotation, biological process: regulation of DNA-templated transcription. NCBI's taxonomy places the organism in Eukaryota, Viridiplantae, Chlorophyta, Trebouxiophyceae, Chlorellales, Chlorellaceae. Gene Ontology annotation, cellular component: nucleus.